Pyricularia oryzae 70-15 is the source of this 960-nucleotide messenger RNA. RefSeq lists its product as uncharacterized. The record is from RefSeq and is a predicted model, not a curated record. The transcript has a single exon. The coding region runs from base 195 to 914 and encodes 239 amino acids. Lineage: Eukaryota; Fungi; Ascomycota; Sordariomycetes; Magnaporthales; Pyriculariaceae.
GUUUGACACCUUACGCAUCGUGAUGAUAUCGUUUGCACGAUUACCUGUCGACUUUCAUCUCUCUCUCUCAUUUUUCAUCUCACUCGAGUUCAAGAUUUCAGCACUCUGGCUCGUGUUCUUCCCAACAAGAAACCUCACACGCUCUCACCCGUCUAUACAUACAAAUUUGUCUAGGGGUUACCUCAACAGCCAGGAUGUCGAUCAACGAACCAUUGACAAGAGAUCGAUGCGAGGAGCUCAUGAAUUUUGUCAUGCAGGAAGCUCUCCACUGGCUCCGCUAUGUCAGCCAAGAAGACCUGCUGCAGGACUACUUCCUCUCUCUUCCGAUUGACGUUGAGAGGCAAAAGUUGGACGAGCUGGCACACGCACCCGCCUACCAAGUCGUCGGGAGGCUAGAGUACUUUACCGUGGAGGCCGAGAAGCUCAAGAACGACGUCCGUCAGGACCAGAUCAAUUUGCCGAAUGCGCCAGUUCCGGCCGCGUGCGAUGUCCUGGGCGGCCAUACCGAGACCCGGGCCCAUGCAGAGGACGGCGACGUGGCCAUGACUCGCCCGGACUCGUCAUCCUCCGAGGAUACCAACAUCUCCCCAGUCAUGCCCACCAGCUGGCCUCAUCAAAUCCCACCGGCUACUGGCCCGGCAAGCGGCAGCGACUCGCCCGCGGGGCAAUCAAGCAGCGGGACGCGCUUCGACGUCAAUGGCGAACUUCGCACGCAGGUCCUCGUCCUUGUUUGCAGGUUGGGUGACGAGUUCAUCCGGCGGUGUGCGAGGACCAAGGCCAAGCAGAUUGAAGGUUAUGGCCACGACAUUGAGCAGCAAUCGUACAACGACGUCAAGAGGGCCUUGAUCCACUGCGAGAUGACACCCAAGGCGUGCUAUGACUGGAUUCGCAAUAUUGAUGAGGAUGAUGAGUAAGCCCAUGAGCUUGUUUUUGUUUCUUUUGUUUUUCUUGACAUCAUGG